Molecule: messenger RNA, 1617 nt
Organism: Carica papaya (papaya)
Lineage: Eukaryota; Viridiplantae; Streptophyta; Magnoliopsida; Brassicales; Caricaceae
Product: Galactosyltransferase family protein
Cellular component (GO): Golgi membrane
Molecular function (GO): galactosyltransferase activity; carbohydrate binding
Source: RefSeq, a predicted model, not a curated record
UAUUGAACUUUGAUGGCUCACAACUAUCUGGCGAGCCAAAGUUCUCCUAUUUGUCUUGCAUUACAAUGUCAGUCUUUCCAGGCGGGUAAUAUGACAGAAGAGCCAUUUAUUGUUCAAAACACUUGGACCAGUGAACUUGGGUGGGGCAAAGAAGAGAGGUGCCCUUCUCAUGGUUCUGCUAACAGCCAGACAGUUGAUGAACUUGCACUUUGCAAUGAACAUAUUGUUAGAAGUACCAUGGACAAGAACCAAAAUGUGAGUCGUCCUAGUGCUGACAAGUUGACCAAUGUUUCUUGGGAAAGCGCACAUGCAACUGCUAAUUUCCCAUUUGUUGGAGGAAGUCCUUUUAUUGCCACAUUAUGGGUUGGUCUCGAGGGGUUCCAUAUGACAGUGAACGGAAGACAUGAAACAUCAUUUGCAUAUAAGGAGAAACUUGAACCAUGGUCAGUAGGUGGAGUCAGAGUUGCUGGUGGUUUGAAUCUUUUGUCUGCAUUGGCUAAAGCCUUGCCUGUAUCUGAAGACCAGACGUUAGUCGUUGAUGAGCAUCUCAUAGCUCCCUCAAUUUCCAAGAAAAGACUAGUGAUGUUGAUAGGUGUUUCCUCUACCGGAAACAAUUUCGAGCGACGGAUGGCAAUAAGAAGGUCUUGGAUGCAAUACAAGGCUGUAAGGUCUGGUGAAGUAGCAGUCCGGUUUCUUAUUGGCCUUCACAAGAACAUGCAAGUUAAUUUUGAGCUAUGGAAAGAAGCACAAGCGUACAAGGACAUCCAAUUUAUGCCUUUCGUUGACUACUACAGCCUGAUUAGUUUGAAAACAAUUGCAAUUUGCAUUCUUGGGACCAAAAUCCUUCCUGCAAAAUAUAUUAUGAAAACAGAUGAUGAUGCUUUUGUUAGGAUUGAUGAAGUUCUCUCUAGUCUCAAGGAGAAGGCAUCUAAUGGGCUUGUGUAUGGUCUUAUAUCCUUUGAAUCCUCACCUAACAGGGACAAAGACAGCAAAUGGUAUAUCAGUACCGAGGAAUGGCCACAUGCAUCAUAUCCACCAUGGGCACAUGGGCCAGGCUACAUAGUCUCCCGAGACAUUGCAAAAUUCAUUGUUCGUGGCCAUCAAGAGAUGGAUCUCCAAUUUUUCAAACUAGAAGAUGUUGCAAUGGGCAUCUGGAUUGAAAAAUUCAAGAACAGUGGUCAAGAAGUGCAUUACAUGAGUGAUGAGAGAUUCUACAAUGCUGGAUGUGAAUCAAACUAUAUUCUUGCCCAUUAUCAAGGUCCAAGGUUAGUCUUAUGCCUCUGGGAGAAGCUGCAGAAAGAGCAAAAACCCGUCUGUUGCGAAUAAGUAUAAACCAGCCAUGUUAACUGUAAUGAAGCUGCUCGAUGCACGAGUUGCUCUCUGUCGUUAAGGCCAACAGAGUUUUUUUCGUCUUCAGCAAGCAACACAGGGGUUGUUCGUGAAGACAUCGGGAUAGCUAAUCUUUUGUAUAUUAGGAUCCACAUCAUGAUUCUCUACAACUACCAUGAUUGGGUGUAGCCUGCCUGUAGAAUUAUGAAAUUAGAGUGAGUCUUCUUUUGAAUCCACUAGAAUUGAGAAAUUAUGAGAAAUGCUAAUGAGACCAUGGAUAAUUAUCCA